AUGUCCGAAUCUCCAUUUCACUACCAGGUUCAAGCUGGUCUCCGCGACUACCUUAAAGCUUCUCUUGGAAAGUUGUAUACCAAUACCAAGGACCCUACAAUCCGUAACCUGAUACGGUUGGUCGCGGAACAAGGCACAGCUCAAAUCUGGGUCGAUGGUAAACUUCUCAAGCAAGCCGAUGUCUCUUUUGGUCCAGUCGGUUCUCUACCUGCUCUGGCUUGCGAGCACGACCUCUACUAUCAUGAUCUCGAUCAACAACCCGGUGGUCAAGUCGAUCUCUAUCUCUCUGACUUUCUUGGUUCUGCUGGUUUACCACCGGCCUAUUGUCGCCCCUCGACCGCCGAGUUAGCUGCCGGGAUUACGAGAAACCCUACAAUCACUCUGACCUACGAGCGGCUGCGGGCCAUCUUUCGGAAAGCACGGCACUUACACAACCCGACAGAAUUCACCAUCGAGGUCGGUGAUGAGGAGGAGAGCCCGUAUGAGGAAGCAGAGCGGCGAGUUGCCGAAGCGCGAGCCGAGUCAGAGCGGCGAGUUGCCGAAGCGCGAGCCGAGUCAGAGCGGCGAGUUGCCGAAGCGCGAGCCGAGUCGGAGCGGCAGUUGGCCGUGCUGAAGCGGCGGGUGGCUGAGUUGGAGCAGCAGAUGGCUGAAGGCCGCCGGGGGGCCGAGUAA
Molecule: messenger RNA, 672 nt
Organism: Chaetomium globosum CBS 148.51
Lineage: Eukaryota; Fungi; Ascomycota; Sordariomycetes; Sordariales; Chaetomiaceae
Exons: 3
Coding region: 1-672 (223 amino acids)
Source: RefSeq, a predicted model, not a curated record